Molecule: messenger RNA, 2073 nt
Organism: Carcharodon carcharias (great white shark)
Lineage: Eukaryota; Metazoa; Chordata; Chondrichthyes; Lamniformes; Lamnidae
Gene: xrcc2
Product: X-ray repair complementing defective repair in Chinese hamster cells 2
Exons: 3
Coding region: 88-945 (285 amino acids)
Biological process (GO): double-strand break repair via homologous recombination; DNA strand invasion
Cellular component (GO): Rad51B-Rad51C-Rad51D-XRCC2 complex; centrosome; replication fork
Molecular function (GO): ATP-dependent DNA damage sensor activity; ATP binding; four-way junction DNA binding
Source: RefSeq, a predicted model, not a curated record
AGGUGAAUGAAGAUGGCUGCUGCUCGUUAGAAACUGCUCUCAGUUUGUUUGACUUUUGCUUUGUCAUUAGCAAUAAGCCUUUCAGCUAUGACCAGCGAUUUUAGGCAGAGAGAGUCGGGCACGGAGCUGCUUGUUCGACUCAAAGGAAGAAGCUCUCUGAAACGUCUGGAACCACGGCUGUUUACUGAAGAUGGAUUCCCGAACCAUGGAGACACAGUGGAGUUCCACGGUCCAGAGGGAGCAGGGAAGACAGAAAUGCUUUAUCACCUGGUGGCAUCCUGCAUCCUCCCAGAAUCGAAGGGUGGCCUUCAGGUUGAGGUUCUUUUCAUUGACACAGACUACCAUUUUGAUAUGCUUCGCCUGGUCACCAUUCUGGAGCAUCGCUUAGCGCAGAGCACAGUGGAAUUGGUUAAACAGUGCCUGGGGCGUCUGUUUCUCGUUCACUGCAGCAGCAGUACCCAGCUGCUGCUCCUGCUGCACUCACUGGAAACCAUGGUCUGCAGCCACCCUGCUCUUUGCCUGCUCAUCGUGGACAGCAUGUCGGCCUUCUAUUGGAUCGACAGACUCAACGGCGGGGAAAGCCUCAGCCAGCAGGAAGCCAACCUCCGACGCUGCGUUGAGUGUUUGGAGAAGCUGUUGAACGAAUAUCGGCUGGUGUUAUUUGCAACCACACAAGCCCUGAUGCGUGGGCCAGGGCCUGGGACAGCUAGGCCGGAUGAAGCUGCUGUUGCUGCAGCCUGGCAACCGCCUCUUGCUGUGGUUGCAGAAUAUAAACCGUAUCUCUGUAAAUCAUGGCAAAAGCUAGUCAAGCAUAGGUUUAUUUUCUCAAAGAACACCAUGAGGAACAAUAAGCAAGAAUUUGCUAUUGUGUCUCUUCAGCCAAGAAACAGUAUUGUGACCAGGUGCUCUUUUCUUAUUACAGAUGGUGGGGUCCAGUUUCUUUAACCCUUGAGCAUUCAUUCCUAAAGAAGGACCACUGGAGACACUCGUGAUCCCGCACAUGAGAAAAUGCCUUUUUAUUUUGCUACUGCUAAUUGUCCUGGUUAACUGAAAUCUAUUCAUCAGCUUUCCUGCUGGGCAAAUUUAGAUUAACCCUUUAACAGUGAUUUGACCCUCAACAAGGUCCGAUGGGGGUUUAGCCCUCUAAUGUGAAGAUUGUGGAGGAUUUCUAUUAUUUUCAGUGGGAAUUCUCCAGCUGGUUUUGGCCUGAUCUGUCAGGGAAAGAGGCCAAUCCAGACAUCUCCUUGAAAGCUCCUUUUGGAUGUAUGUGUUCUUUGUGUGUGUGUGUAGGCGAGUCCAGGACAUGUCCUUCAUAUAUAUUCAUGCCUGGAGCAAAGUGCCAGAAAUCUUUGAGUGUUUUCCUUGUGGUGGAGAUCAGAUUGAUCCUACUAAAUGCAAUUUUAAACAUUCUAAUUGGAAAAAUUGAACACUAUUCUGUUUCUCUAUGUAUUUAUAACCUGUUCUUCAGGUAGCUUCAUAUGAACUGCUUAAAUUAAAAAAUAUUCAACUACAAAAUUGUUUAAUGUAACUGAAUUUCAGUUGCUGAACCUUUCUGACCAGUUUCAGCACAGAAGGAUCCCAGUCGAGGCAUCAUGCCCUUUCCAGCUCUUUGAAAGAGUUAUCUAAUUCAUCUCACUCUCCCCACUUGUUCUCCAUAGCCCUAGUGUUCUCUAAAAAUAUCAUAUUACUAAAAUGUUUGUUAAUGCACUGCCUCUUAGGCUAAGACUGUGGUUGAAAAGUGUAGGUAAUGAAAUGUUUAAAUCUCUCACAAAAAUAUUCAUUCAAAAUUUCGUGUUUUCAAAAAGCAGCAAUGCUUGUAACCAAUCUGCAGUUUGCCCGCGAAAGUUAAUAUUAUAACUGAUAGUAUUAAUGCAGGAUGAUGGAAACAGAUUUUAAAUACUGAUGUCCAAAAAGUAACAUUUCAAAUAGCCUAAUCCUUUGGCUUUAGGAGUAAGCUUCAAAGCUUAAGAUCUUUGAGAAUAAAAAGUUCUGCUUACAAUUGUAUAUUCAGUGUUUCCAUAUGUGACACUUAAUAAUAUCUAUCUAUAAUAUUAAAAAUCUUUCAUCAACAUA